Molecule: messenger RNA, 2854 nt
Organism: Cucurbita maxima (winter squash)
Lineage: Eukaryota; Viridiplantae; Streptophyta; Magnoliopsida; Cucurbitales; Cucurbitaceae
Product: probable galactinol--sucrose galactosyltransferase 2
Exons: 14
Coding region: 295-2733 (812 amino acids)
Source: RefSeq, a predicted model, not a curated record
UGAUACAAUUUUCUUAUUUUAUUCCUUGUAAUUAAUUUGGGUGCUGUUUUUCUUCCUUUCCAUCAUUACUUGGUGCCAAUAAUGUUUCACGAAACAUAUCCAUUUCUGUUUCAGAUGGAGAUGAAUCGAGGGCGAAAUAAAGAGAAUUUAUGCAAUUUUUAAAAGAAUUCCCAUUGUUUCCCACCAACCAAUUCAGGUCGUCUUGUUCUUGUCUUUCCUUCUUUCCGUUUCGGUCUCUUAGAGAAAUAGAGAUUAAUGGGGCCUAUAAAUUGGUCGCACAGUAUUUGAUUUUCAAUGUAUAAACCCUUCGCGUUGAAAAUCUCCCCUCUCCAACGUCUGGUUUCAACCGAUUUCUUCAGAUUUCGCUACCCAUUUCGUCCAAACCUUGCUUUUCAAUCAAAUCUUCUUGCAUUUAGCUUUCGUCAAUUUGUUUCCCGCUCAAAGUUUGGGGGUAGGGUUCGUUGUUUUUCGAGUUUCAAUUCGAAUAUGACGAUCACGACCUUGCCGAGUAUCAAAGAUGGAUGCCUCAUCGUCGGCGACAAGGUGGUUCUGAACGCCGUACCGGACAAUGUUGUUGUCUCUCCAGUGACGCAUCGGGCAGCUUUCCUCGGCGCCACUGCUUCUAGCUCUAGCUCUCGUCAUCUGUUUUCGGUCGGAAUUCUUGAAAGGCACGAGUUUUUAUGCCUAUACAGAUUCAAAAUGUGGUGGAUGAUACCAAGAAUUGGGAAGUCAGGCAGUGAAGUGCCUGUGGAAACCCAAAUGCUUCUUUUAAAAGUGGCAGAAGAAUCUGCUUUGAAUGAUGAAAGUUCAGCUGAUCAAGACACUGAUAGGUCUUAUUACAUCCUGAUUUUGCCUGUCUUGGAUGGAUCAUUCCGUGCAACUUUGCAAGGAACCCCACAAAAUGAGCUUCAAUUAUGUGCUGAGAGUGGGGAUGUUAAUGUUCAAACUUCAAAAACAUUGGAAGCUGUAUUUAUAAACUCAGGAGAUAAUCCUUUUGAGCUCAUUACAAAUUCUAUGAAGGUACUCGAAAAGGUUAAAGGAACUUUUAGUUGCAUCGACAACAAGAAGAUUCCUUCGCAUUUGGACUUGUUUGGUUGGUGCACUUGGGAUGCGUUUUACACCGAUGUUAAUCCACAGGGGAUAAAGGAAGGUCUUCGGAGCUUUUUGGAUGGAGGUGUUUCCCCAAAAUUUCUAAUUAUUGACGAUGGAUGGCAAGAGACCGUAAAUGAAUAUCGCAAAGAAGGUGAACCGGAUAUCGAAUGGAUACAGUUUGCCACGAGAUUAUCGGACAUCAAAGAGAACAAAAAGUUCAGGGGUUCUGGUUCAGAUGAUUCUCUACAGGAGCUUGUUCAUAGCAUUAAAGAACAAUAUGGGCUUAAAUAUGUCUAUGUAUGGCAUGCUUUAGCUGGUUACUGGGGAGGCGUGCUCCCGUCUUCUGAAUCAAUGAAGAAGUACAAUCCUAAGAUCGAGUAUCCCAUUCAGUCACCAGGGAACGUUAGCAAUCUUACAGACGUUGUCGUAGAUAUCUUGGAGAAAUAUGGACUUGGAGUUAUCGACCCUGAGAAGAUUUACGAGUUCUACAAUGAUCUCCAUGGCUAUCUAGCGAGCAUUGGCAUUGACGGGGUCAAGGUGGAUGUCCAAAACAUAAUGGAGACCUUAGGUACAGGACACGGUGGACGUGUAUCAAUCACUAGACAGUAUCAAGAAGCGUUAGAACAAUCAGUUGUAAGAAACUUCAAAGAAACUAAUCUGAUUUGUUGCAUGAGUCAUAACUCCGACUCGAUAUACAGUUCAAAGAAGAGUGCAGUUGCUAGAGUAUCAGAGGACUUCAUGCCUAGAGAGCCAACGUUUCAAACUUUACAUGUUGCUGCUGUGGCUUUUAAUAGCCUUCUAUUAGGGGAGAUUGUUGUGCCAGAUUGGGACAUGUUUCAUAGCAAACAUGAAACAGCUGAGUUCCAUGGUGCAGCAAGAGCGUUGGGUGGCUGUGCUGUAUAUGUUAGCGACAAGCCCGGGAACCAUGAUUUCAAGAUACUCAGGAAGCUAGUAUUACCUGAUGGAUCAGUCCUACGGGCAAGACAUGCAGGUCGGCCUACUCGAGACUGCUUAUUUCAGGACCCUGUGAUGGAUGGAAAAAGUAUAUUGAAAAUAUGGAACUUGAACAAGUUAACCGGGAUCGUAGGCGUGUUUAACUGCCAAGGCGCAGGACAGUGGCCAUUGAUGAAAGUGGCUCAGAAUGAAGAUACCUCAAAGUCUACAAAUUUAACAAUCACAGGUAGUGUCCGACCAAAUGAUGUAGAAUUUCUCGAAGAUGUUGCAGGUGAAAACUGGGAUGGAGAUUGUGCAGUUUAUGCGUUCAACUCAGGAUCUCUUUCUAAAUUGAAACGGAAAGAAAGUGUUGAGGUUGGAUUGAGAACUUUAGAGUGUGAGAUAUACACCAUUGCUCCAAUCAGGGUUUUCGGCAACGAUAUUCACUUCGCACCAAUAGGAUCGCUCGACAUGUAUAAUUCAGGAGGAGCUAUCGAAACUCUAAGUCAUAGUAUGGAUCUUUCACAAUGCACCAUCAAAAUGAGGGGACGAUUCUGUGGCAGAUUUGGAGCAUACUCGAGCACGAAACCAAGCCGAUGCACAGUUGACCUGAAAGAAGAGGAGUUUACAUAUGAAUCUGGAAGUGGACUAUUAAGAGUGAAACUUGAAGAUGGUUCCAUUUCAAGAGAGAUAGAGUUUGUAUGUUGAUGAUAUGUUGAGCAUGAGGAAUAUUUUGUUUGAAAUAUGAAUCUCAGCCGUUCAUUUCGGCUAAAUCUUGUAAAAACAAUCACACUAUAUAAUAAAAAGUUUGGUUUCAUUUGGGCUUAAA